This is a messenger RNA of Photinus pyralis (common eastern firefly), 694 nucleotides long. RefSeq lists its product as uncharacterized. The coding region runs from base 24 to 437 and encodes 137 amino acids. Lineage: Eukaryota; Metazoa; Arthropoda; Insecta; Coleoptera; Lampyridae. The record is from RefSeq and is a predicted model, not a curated record. The transcript is spliced from 3 exons.
ACGAGUCGACUUUCUUCUAUGAAAUGUCGAAAGUCAGUCUGCUGCUGCACGUAGUGCUCCUAGCCACUCUCGCUGCAGGAAGCUAUCACACCGUCAUAAUCACGCAGAAGGUUAACGAUAAGGAAACCAUAGUACCGUCAAUAGUAACAGUGGCAGAAGGCAGCGAUCUGUCACUGAACUGCAAGAGCGUGUCCUUUGGCAGCAGCAUUCGUCCUGGAAAUCACCAGCAUGAAGUAAUUUGGAGCCGGGUAGAAAACAGGAGAUUUCAGGCACCACGCGAGCCCCUUCGGACGAUACAGAAGAACACACGUCUGAUAUUGGAGAAGAUUACGCCGGAAGACCGGGGUCGCUAUGUUUGCACAAGUGCGCACUAUCAUCUGUCACGUGUAGUGUACGUUAGUGUAUUACCUGAACAUCCAGUUCAUUUCUUCUCCUAAGCUAAACAAUCGUCACAAUAAAAUUAAUGCGACCAUCGAAAAUUGUGCUACCUGAGAGCGCGUGUUUUGAUAUCAAUUGAAAAUAAUAUUGGACCAUAUGUGGUGCCUUGAGGUACUCCCUUGAUGAGAUUAUUUAGAUAUACGGUUUGAGAUCGAUUUCCAAGCUUCUCUCCACGAAAUGUCAGCAACUGUUUCGUAUUGGGUGCAUUGUAAAAGACACAACUGUAAGCACUACUUAUUUAUUCAUUAAAUUGUUA